AUGUGGAUGGACUAUUUCGAGGAAGAUAAAGGAAAGCCCCGCGCCCGCGGCUCCCCAACUCCAGGCCCCCUCCUCCGCGGUGCCGCAGGGGUUCCCGCCCGCGGGCCGCCCUGCCCCAGGGCCUGGAGCGGGGACUGGACCGUAGGGCGCCGCACGCCUCCCCGCCGGCCGGGUGCCCAGGUCCCUCGCUCCCCGGACGCCUCACAGGUGCGGGGAGGGCGCCGCGGGCCGCCCCGCGCUCAGCCCCGCGCCCGCGCCCGCGCAGCCAUUGUCUCCGCUCCUCCGCCGCAGGCGCGCUCUGCGGGCGGCGCGGCCUCGGUCUCCCGCGCUCCGUCCCGCUCUCCCGCCGCCGGCCGCCCGCGGGCACCGGGUCCGCAGCUCGCCUACCUCCUGCGGCGGCUUCCGGACGCGGCGCGGGCCCCGGGGUUAGCGGCGAGCGGAGGCGGAGGCGCCUCGGGACCCUCUGACCAUCUUUGGAAGAGGCGCGGCUUAGGCUUUCUGCUAGUGCAGCUCCAGCCCACAACGGCUCCUAUUUUGGUGCCCCAGCUGCUCCCGCCUCCAAACCAACAGCCCCCCGCGCGCUCCGGGCGCGGGGCCACGCGCGGGAACUCCCGGGCGGCUCGGCCACCGUGCGGGCAGGGGCGGGGCGGGCCGACGGCGCGCGGCUGCGGCCCCUCCCAGUGGUUCCCCCCGCAGCAGGUGGGAUGGCUUCCCGGGGGACCACCCCGCCUGGGCCGCCAGCUUUUCCCUCCGCUGGGGUCUGCCUCUCCAGCACAUAUACCCCCUGAGCAUUUGCUCUCCUAG
Molecule: messenger RNA, 804 nt
Organism: Artibeus jamaicensis (Jamaican fruit-eating bat)
Lineage: Eukaryota; Metazoa; Chordata; Mammalia; Chiroptera; Phyllostomidae
Product: basic salivary proline-rich protein 1-like
Exons: 2
Coding region: 1-804 (267 amino acids)
Source: RefSeq, a predicted model, not a curated record